AUGCAGCGCGCGCUGCAGCUGCUGGCGCUGCAGGCGCUGCGGCUGCUGGAGGCCCGCGCCGAGGCGGCGCUGCGGGUCCUGGCGCACGGCCCCGCGCCACCCGCGCUGCUCGACGACCUCUUCCAGGGCCUGGACAUCUACAACCGCGUGGCGGCCGAGCUGGCGCCGCAGGCGGGCGCCGCGCCGCAGCCCUUCCCUGCGCUGCAGCCCUUCCCCGCGCCGCGCGUGCUGGCCCUGCUAGCGGCCAAGCGCGGCCGGCUGGCGGCGCGGCGCCUGCAGCGGCUGCUGUGGCCACGUGGAGCAGCGCUGCAGCCCGUGGUGCCCUGGACAGAGGCUGCGGCGCAGGCAGCACCGCGGGGCGUCCCCGAGGAGCUGCACGCGAUGUGCCACGAGGAGCAGCAGGUCGCGCAGCGCGUGCUGGGCGCGCUGGUGGCCACGGCCGGCAGCCUGUGGCAGCCCGCACGGGCGCCGGGCGGCUGCAAGGCCGUGCGCUGGCUGGACGGGUGCCACGCGGCGGCCGGCGCCGCGUUGGCCACGCAGUACGUGCCGCUGUACUGGGAGGCGGCGGGCGCCGCGCUGCGCCGUGCUGUGGAGGCACCAGCAACUGGUGGCACCGCGGCGGCCGCGGGGCCCGUGCAGGAGCUGGCCCAGGCGCUGGCACACGCCCAAGUGCCCCCCGCCUGCGAGGAGGAGCUGCGGCGGCUCUGCCUGCGCCUGUUCUGCUGCAGCGUCUGUGCCGCCUGGGACCAGGGCUUCACGCGGGCGCUGGGCUCGGCACUGUCGGACAAGUGCAGCGCGGAAGCAGAGGCGCCGCAGGGCGGGACCGCGGCGGUGGCGCAGAGCAGGACGGCGCGGCUGCUGCAGCAGCUCUACCCCGCGCUGGCCUUCGCCCUGCGCCGCCUGCAGCCGCAGCCCGACGCGACUGACGCUCCCCCCGGAAUCCUGGGCCCCCCUGGACCGCAGCUGCAGCUGCUGGGCCGCUGUGUGGCCACAGUGCAGGCGGCCGGCGCCUGGCUCACGGGCAAAGCCUACCAGUACCUGGCGGCCUGGGCCCUGCGCCCCUUCCUGCUCGUCACGCAGGGCGACCUGCAGCUGCUGAGGGCCGAGACGGACGAGCUGGCGGCGCUGGUGGCCACGGCAUUCCCGGCGCCGGGGCCCCACGAGCUGCUCGCGCACCAGGAGCAGCAGCUUUGCCAGCAGGUGCACGUGGCGGCCGCCGGCAUCCAGCGCUUCUCGGCCGACGUGCUGCGGCUCUUCUGCACCGACUGCAAGCGCAUGGCGGCCGAGAUCUUCGAGCAGACCAUGCCGCUGGGCAAGCACUGGCGCCUGGGCCUGCGCCCCGAGCUGCCCAGCAGCCCGAGCGAGUACGCGGCGGCCGCGGCGCACAUGGUGCUGGGGCAGGUGCUGCAGGGCGCCCAGCUGCUGCCGCGCGACGCGCAGGCGCCCACGCUAGCGCGCGUCACCACCGCCUUCGCCGAGGCCUGGAUGGACCACAUCCUCGCGCGGAAGAUCAAGUUCAGCCUGCAGGGAGCCCUGCAGCUGCAGCAGGACUUCGCGCUGCUGCGGGAGCUGCUGCAGUCGGAGCGCUACGGGCUGGCGCCCGAGAGCCGGCGCGCGCUGCUCUCGCUGCGCGUCUUCCAGCAGAUGGACGGCGCCAUCCUGUGCCUGCUGCAGCAGCCGGCGGGCGCCGCGGCGCUGCCCGCGCACACGUGGCAGUCGCUGCGCCGCUGCUGCUCGACGGCCGGUGCGCGUGCACGGGACCUCGGCAGCGGCAGCCUGGACAGCCUGCGCAGCGCGGCGGGCGGCGCGGGGGGGCCGCCGUGCGCCGGCCCCCAGCCCUACGUGUGCGGCAGCCAGCAGCAGUGGCUGGCGCUGCGGCUGCACGGCCCGCGGCGCUGGCGCGUGCCCGGCCUGCCCUGCGUGGCCCGCGCCCCCGAGCCGUGA
Molecule: messenger RNA, 1944 nt
Organism: Nothoprocta perdicaria
Lineage: Eukaryota; Metazoa; Chordata; Aves; Tinamiformes; Tinamidae
Gene: CCDC142
Product: coiled-coil domain containing 142
Exons: 9
Coding region: 1-1944 (647 amino acids)
Source: RefSeq, a predicted model, not a curated record